CCUCACUAUUAUACACGUGUAUUUAAGAUUUUUUUCCACCUGCAUGUUAAUCGAGGGUUUACUAGCCAUGGGAAUAGCCGCUGCCUAGGCUUGCAGGCUCAGCUUAACCGGAAAUUCCUGCAGCACUCAAGUAACGCUAGAUCCUACAUUGCACUUUUAGCUUGCAACCAUGAAUGUUGAACAUGAAGUCAAUCUCCUUGUAGAAGAGUUGAAAAGACUUGGUACACCAAAUGCUGAUGGUCAGUAUGUAGUAAAGUUUGGCGUGCUGUUUAGUGAUGAUCGCUGUGCCAACAUCUUUGAAGCUCUAGUUGGAACUCUUAGAGCUGCAAAGAGAAAGAAGAUUGUAAAAUAUGAUGGAGAACUGUUGCUCCAAGGAGUCCAUGACAACGUGGACAUUGUUCUUCUCAAGUCAGAGUAGCUACCAUAGUGUACUAUUAUACAGCAGUCUCAUUGAACAUUCAUCCAAAUUUAAUAUUAUUAUUUGAGAAUACAUGUAUUAGGGUACAAACACUAAAAGCAUACUAAAUAGCAUUAAAAGAAACAAAAGACAAAACAAAAUGCAAAACAAAAACAAAAAACCCAUUAGAAAUACCUCUAGUUAUUUAGUACUAAAUAGUACUAUAAUUAUAAAUUUAAGCUGCACACUUUUCGUGUUUGUACUCUAACUUCAUUAAAGACUACAUAAUAAAUUAGAGAAAACUGAAUACAUUCUUCAUGAUUAUUGAUUGAAAUUCAAGAAAUAUCUGGGUAUUUCACUUUUUAUUAUAAUUAACUACUAAAAUUUCUAGCCUAAAAAUUUAUUGCAUAAGAAAAAGAAAAUUCUAAAACAAAGAAAUGAAUUGUGACUGGACUACAUUAUUGUUUGCAAAAAAAAUGAAGAAUUGUAAUAUCCUUAUUUAUUAAGAAACUUGUUUUUAUAUAAAUAAAUGUUAUAAAUUCCACUUGA
Molecule: messenger RNA, 946 nt
Organism: Actinia tenebrosa (Australian red waratah sea anemone)
Lineage: Eukaryota; Metazoa; Cnidaria; Anthozoa; Actiniaria; Actiniidae
Product: costars family protein v1g158749
Biological process (GO): regulation of actin filament-based process
Source: RefSeq, a predicted model, not a curated record